CACCUGACCUCCCUGGACCUCCACUCCUGUAACCGCGUUCCUGCCGCCUCGUUGGCCGCGCUGAUCGAAGGUUUGCCCCGUCUCACCAAGCUUUGUCUGGCGGACACUCAGUGCGACUCGCUGGUUUUGGAGGCCAUCGGAAGGAGUUGCCGGAGACUCUGUGAAUUGGACGUGUCCCGAUGUAAGAAGGUUUCCCCAGCCUCCUUGUUGUCCUUGGUGUACGACGGUAAGGGCGCCAUCUUCUCCUGCCAGGCGCUGCGGAUCCUCCUUCUCCAAGACGUGAAACCCAAGGGCAGCCCGGAGCAGUGGGUACAGGCGCUGUGCUUUGUCCUGCUGGCACUGCCCUGCCUGGAGCAACUCCCCAACCCUUCUCUACCCGCCGCCCUGAGCCUUCUGUACGAGGGACGUUUUACCAACCUCGGCCCGUGCUUCAAUGGCUUUCCUCCACUGGCGGAGGUCGCCCGCGCUAGGGCGGUGAACGGAGUACAGAGUGCAAGGAGCCAUCAGCCGAAUUCUGCUGCAUCCUCACCGAAGGUCCACCACCAGAUGUCGGCGGUGACAGAUGGGCCGAGCCUUCGUCUGAGGAAGCUGGAGGACCUGGAGGAGGAUGACGUGGCGCUGCUUGGGUCUCUGUGCCCGCUGGUGGAGGAGGUUGCUUUCUCUCUCAGCAGCCGGCCGUUGGGAACCUGGAGUUUAGCGCAAUGGCCGCACCUCAGCCAGCUGACCCUGCACUGCUCGGAGAAGCCGGAGAGGACCUUGGAGGAGUUCCUGGCCGCGUUGCAGGUCAUAGGGAACAGUCUGCGGGUUCUCUCCGUCCAGAACCUCCUGUGGUGUCAGGACCAGUCCCUGACCGCUCUGCUGACCAUGUGCCCGAAUCUCCAGAGCUUCCAGGGUUACUUCGUGGUGCCCCGCCAGGACCUUCUGCCCAAUGAGCCGGAGCUUCCACCUUGGCCCGGGGUCCCCCUGCCCCUCCCCCGCCUGCACACUUUCAGUUUGAUGAUGGAAGGGGAGGGCUUGUCUCAGAGCGUCUUCCAGCAUAAAUUGGGGGGCUUCCUGGUGUCCAUCCUAAAGGGGAGCCCCCAGCUGGAAUCCCUGUCCCUCUUCGGGGUCCCAUCCCCCCUCGAUAGCGUGUUUGAGGUUGUGUACGGGUCAGGUCCACCCCGACCCCUUCAGAGACUGAGAACUGUGUCCUUGUGCAGCAGUAACGUCACCCAGUGGGGGGCGUCCCUCAUCAUUCGCUCCAGGAGUGACCUGAGGGCUCUGGAUUUGUCUCACUGCAAGGAGGUGACCUGCCGGGACCACCACCAGCUCCAGGAGCGGGCACGCAAGGAGAAACUCAACCUCGCCAUUAGCUGGGUGUGA
Messenger RNA from Nanorana parkeri, 1362 nucleotides. RefSeq lists its product as uncharacterized. The transcript has a single exon. Lineage: Eukaryota; Metazoa; Chordata; Amphibia; Anura; Dicroglossidae. The record is from RefSeq and is a predicted model, not a curated record. The annotation marks the transcript as partial.